Messenger RNA from Cetraspora pellucida, 607 nucleotides. Lineage: Eukaryota; Fungi; Glomeromycota; Glomeromycetes; Diversisporales; Gigasporaceae. The record is from the annotation of a GenBank genome assembly.
AUGACGGACGAAUUAAUUCAGAACGAAGUAAAUAUGGUUACUACACCAGAAUAUUUAAUAUUUAUAGAUGAAACAUCAAAAACAACUUUUAAUGAAAAAUUAAAACGCGAACGACCUUCUAAUUUAACCACAAAUAGAGUGAUUCAAAGAGAUGCAGAUUUAAAAACUAGCCCUCAAGAUUUAAUAUUUAAAAACGAAACACCAUAUACAAUUAGUAGAAAGGAUGAACUAAAACGUCAAAAACAAAAUAUUACGCGCGAAUCACAACGUUCUGCAUCAUGCCCUGUUGAUUAUAAAUCUAAGUCUAGGAAUAAAAAACCAUUACGGUCAAAUUCAUUGCCUAUUAAAGUAAACGAAGAAUUUAUCGAAAAACAGGUCGAAUUAUGGAGUGAUAUACUAUUGGGUGAAAAUUUCGACAACGUAACUGAACCGGUUGACGAAACCUUUAUUCAAGAAUUUGACACUGAUUUUAAGAAUAACAGUUCAUUAUAUGCAAAUGCAUCUACCUCAGGAUGCAUGCCAUUUUAUGCAGACAUAUCUCGGAUUAAUGGUAGCUACCCUCUUCCUGCAUAUACAAAUUGGGUAGCUACCUACUUAUGGCGAUGCC